Calliphora vicina (urban bluebottle blowfly) is the source of this 3040-nucleotide messenger RNA. Its product is annotated as beta-mannosidase-like. NCBI's taxonomy places the organism in Eukaryota, Metazoa, Arthropoda, Insecta, Diptera, Calliphoridae. The transcript has 11 exons. The record is from RefSeq and is a predicted model, not a curated record. Gene Ontology annotation, molecular function: beta-mannosidase activity. Bases 245 to 3004 code for a protein of 919 amino acids. Gene Ontology annotation, biological process: glycoprotein catabolic process.
AGCUAAAGUGAUACAAUUUUAAAAACAAAAAUAUAAUAAAAUAUACCUACAUACCUAAAAAGAAAGAAUUUAUUUAUGUACAAUGUAAACUAUUUCCAACAAAUAUAAAAAGUCAAUUUAAUAAAUUAGUUUCGAAACAUGAUAAAUUUGUAUAGAAGCAAAUUGCACAAGAAGUUUUAAGCAAAAUACAAACAAUAAAAAAAAAAUAAAAUUAAAAAUCUAAAACAAUUUAAAUUAUAAUAAAAUGUCAUUAAUAAACAAAUUUAUUAAAAUUUACGGCAUUGUUUACGCAGUGAUUUUUAUAAUUUGUUUGCCCAAUGAGUGUUUCAUGGAAUCGGUAAAUUAUGUGUAUUUAAAUAAAAAUUGGACGUUAACAAAUCAAAAUCAUUCUAUAACAAAGACGGAUAUUACAGUGCCCUCGGGAGUCUAUUCAGCUUUGUAUGGAGAACAAGUGCUGGAUUCAUAUAAUGAUGUGAAUCUAAGAUGGAUAUCGUACGAUAAUUGGACCUAUACCAAUACCUUUGAAAUGGAUCCCAGUGAAUUGAAAACGUUACGUUUCGUAAAUCUCACAUUUCAUGGUGUUGAUACCGUGGCUGAGAUACGUUUAAAUCAUUAUUUAUUGGGUAGAACGGACAAUAUGUUUGUACGUUACAGUUAUGAUAUAACGAAAAUCUUGCAACAGGAAAAUCUACUAGAGAUAGAAAUAAAAUCACCCAUUUAUGCUGCCCUCCAAAGAGCUGACAGUUUUAAAGAGAAAAAUAUUAUCAUUCCACCAAAUUGUCCAAAUCAACGAUACCAUGGUGAGUGCCACAUGAAUAUGUUACGGAAAAUGCAAGCUAGUUUUUCCUGGGAUUGGGGUUUGGCAGCGCCUUCAAUGGGCAUAUGGAAAUCUGUGGUAAUGGAGUAUUAUGAUGUGGCUGUGAUGCGUGAUGUUGAUGUGGCCUUAGGUCGCAAUCAAACACAUUGGAAUAUGAAUGUCAGGGUGUUUAUUGAUUGCAAUGGUCAAAAAGACUUCAGGGCUGAAUUAACAUUUUAUGCAGUUGAGUUACUAAGAGAAGCUGUGGUAUUUAAUAAAAUUAUAAGUUACAAAGCGCCCAUGAUAAUGUUUGAUAUGGCUAUACCUUUAGAACAAAUAACCCUUUGGUGGCCAAAUGGUUUUGGAGACCAAAAACUCUAUCCCUUACAUUUUACCUUAAAAGCCUGGUGGAAUAAAGCCACCUCCAGUUUACGAGAUAAGACCACUUCUCAGAAAUCCAUUAGAAUUGGCUUUAGAACUAUAGAGCUUGUAGAAGAACCUGUGGCCGAGGGUACUGGCAAUACAUUUCUAUUUAAAGUGAAUGGCAAGGAAAUGUUCAUGAAGGGCAGUAAUUAUAUACCCAGUCAUAUAUUACCAGAAUUCAACAGUGAUAAGACUAGAAUUAAACAUCUUUUGCAAUCAGCCAAAGACACUCAUCAAAAUAUGAUACGCAUCUGGGGCGGUGGUAUCUACGAGUCAGAUGAAUUCUACGAUAUUGCUGAUUCGCUGGGUAUUUUAAUAUGGCAAGAUAUGAUGUUUGCCUGUGCCAUGUAUCCAUCUACUGAAGAAUUUUUGGCAUCUGUGCGGCAGGAGGUUUUACAAAAUGCCAAACGAAUUGGACAUCAUGCAAGUGUGGCAAUUUUCGCAACAAAUAAUGAAAAUGAAGUGGCGUUAGCACAAAAUUGGUAUCAAACCAAAUAUCAGGAAGAAAAAUAUAAAGCAGAUUAUAGGCAAUUGUAUUUGGCUACCGUGGUACAUGAGCUCAAAGUAUUGGAUUAUCCCAGUAGGCCAAGACCUUUAGUGUCAUCACCCUCUAAUGGUAAAGAAUCGGAAAAGGAUAAUUAUAUAUCGGAGCAGCCACAAGAUCCAAAUUAUGGUGAUGUUCACUUUUAUGAUAUUUUCCAAGACGCUUGGAGUCCCAACAUAUAUCCCCGACCUAGGUUUGCUUCUGAAUAUGGUUUUCAGUCUUUACCUUCAAUGAGAUCUUGGCUUAGGACUUUAAAUGGUUCCGACAGUUUAGAGGACUUGAUGAAUCAUAGACAACAUCAUCCCUUGGGCAUGUUGGCUAUAACCGGUUUAGUUAGACGCCAUUUCCCCCUGCCUUUGCCAGAAGACAGCGAUUAUUUAGAAGCCUUAAUAUACUUCAGUCAAAUUUCCCAAGCUAUGGCAACUAAAAUCGAAACUGAAAUGUAUCGCAGUUUACGCGAUACUCAGCAUAAAACUAUGGGUGCACUAUAUUGGCAAUUAAAUGAUGUAUGGGUGGCACCAUCUUGGUCCGCCAUAGAUUAUUAUGGAAAUUAUAAGUUAUUGCAUUACUGGUCUAAAGAGUUUCUGGCACCCAUAGCUAUAGUAGCCUUGUUCGAUUCCACUACACAAUCUUUAAAUAUUUCAUUAAUAUGUGAUCACUUUGAGGUGGAUACUAAUGAUUUACAAGUUACCUUGAACAUAUACAAAUGGACUGAAUUGUUUCCUAAACAAACACUACAGUGGCCUGCUACUUUGAAACCCAAUGGAGUUCACUACGACAAAGUUAUACCCAUUGCCGAUGUCAUUAAGGAACCUUUCGACAACAACAAUUGCUUUUUAGAAUUUAUUUUGCAACGAAAUACGGAACCUCUUUCUCGGACUUUUUAUUUCCCCGGUAUUUUCUCACAAAUGGUUAAAGAUCCGGGUUUAGAGCUAAAACUUACUCACACUAAUUUGUGCAAAACUACACAAACCCUUAAAGUGAACAGUUACAGUUUAACGUUGACAACAAAAUAUCCCGCCGUUUUUGUUUAUCUGGAUCUUAUACCGGAUCAAUAUAAUAUUACCAAGUAUUCAUUUUCACAGAAUGGUUUUAUGCUGGUGUCACCAAUUAUGAUGUUAUACUUGGAGAUCGAAGCUAAACAAUGUAUAGAUAAAUUAAAUAAGCAUGAUAUUAAAAUAUUUACAGUUAAUCAGUUUAAGUCAUAUAACUCUUUAGAUUAUCCUCAAAAUCUCGUUUGAAUAAGAAUCUUUAAAUACAUGUACAAUAUUUUUUUU